UCUCGCAUUCCCAGAGGACCCCCUUUAAAAAGCACUCAGGGAACAGCUUCUUCAUCGCAGAAAGGGAUUCGGUGUGCUGCGGACCAGCGCAGUUCCAUUCCUGUUGCUGUCCACAGACUCGGUGGAGAGCAGUUGAGUCCUCUCGCUAACGACAAGCAGUCCGAGCCCUCUUCCAGUGGAAUACGUGUGGUUGAUAAGCCUAGAGGGCCUCGCCCCCAUCCAUCAAUUGAGCAGUCUGACCUCACUGGGCCCGAGUUAGGUCAGGAGACAGACGAGACAUCUCAGCAAGCCCCUCCAUCUCCAUUGUCAUCCAACAGUAGCUGGGAUUUUGGGAACGAGGAUGAGACUGAGAAGCCACCAACGGUGUUUACAGGUGAAUUUCGCACUCGUGUCCUCAAAGUCCCUGGCCACAAGAGCUCAGGCCCAACUCUUCGAAUUGCUUCUUCAGCCGAAAAUGUCAUCAUGGGAUCAGCAAAUAAUGGCCAAGAUUACGUUGUUACUCAGAGAUCAAAUCCUGCGAAGGUCAAAUACCUCGACAAGAUUAUCCCAACCACCCCUACAGAGACGAGCAGUGCAAAAGGUACUCGUUCGGCUUUGAAAAAAACACCUGAGUCAACUACCAGCGGUGGCAGUAGUCACGAGGGCACACCAGUGGCUAGAAACUUUUGUCGCCCACAGAUUUCGCUUGAGAUGAUAAUACCAAAGAGACACCCAAGUCGUGAAAUGUCAAUUUCUCGAAAGCCUAUCACAAGGGACGGACUUGGAAGCCUCUUGUCGUUAAGUCCAGGGAGUCUGCGCCCCGAAAAUGAGCCUGCUGUUCCCAAGAUCCCAGAAAGAUUUAGCUCUAACCAGAAGACUGCAAUAACCCAGCCAGUAUCCAAGGCAAUGAGUCCAGUGACCCCGGCAAAGAGCGCGUCGCAGCCAAACGACUCGCCUAUCGAACUCUCAGGAUUUGAGACUCCGAUGCCCAGGACUGUACUGAAAGUGGCGGAGAUUCUUCCUCAUCCACCUCGGACCUCUUCUCUCCAGACUUUGUCGAACUUCUCCGUCGACGCAAAAGCGCCGCAGCCUGUUGCAACGGAAACUGAUCCAAACAAGACCACUGCUUCAAGUCUAAGGAGAAAUGUGACAUUCAACGAUAUUGUACCCUGUGGGGCCAGCGAAGAGCAGAACGUCCAGGACAGUGAUAAAGUUCGGCUUCCAGAAUCCAAAAGCAAUCAUAUUCUGGGCAGCUUUCGCAAUAUCUUUAAAUCUCGGAUGAAUGCCCUAGACAAGGGACGCGGUAAAAACCAAGAGAACACCCCGGAGCCUGCAAAGGAAAAUCUUAGCCUACACACUGAUCAAAAUCCCAAAAAGGCUGAGGAGAUUAAUUCUGAUGUUGGGAAGACUCCAAAGGUGCGGCCCAGGUACACUAGGCUCUCUAACGGAGUUGGUUGGGCUAGGGGCCCGCGUAACCCUAAGUCCGCAAAUGAGUCGCCUGCAACCCCGGCUCUUCCUCGUUUGCUUGCACCUCCUCAUAGGACCCUUGAUGAAAACACACCCUCAUUUGCCCGUCCCACCAAGUCAACGCGUAGAAAAGCUGCCUAUGGUUUGAGGGGAAGAACAUCGACCCCGGAUUUUCAUUCACGCAGAGGCCAUGUGCGGACGGCUUCAACCGGGAGUCCUCAACGUCUGAGCCGUGGGCCUAAGUGUAACCCGCUAAUGCUGUCACCCCUCAAGAUAUCCAAUGAACCCCAUCCUGUGACGGUUGGCCAGCCUAGCCCUCUGUCUAACAAGGCAGAGUCCAUACAAACUGACUCCAACUCUAACAACUUGGUUCCCAAAAAUCUCGAUGCAGUCCGCAAUUGUUUGGAAACGCUGUGCCGGAAGGUUGGAGAGGCGACUAUACCAUUUGAGAGAGACAGAUACCUCAGACUUGCCCUGAACUUGCAACAGCAGCUCGGAGACUACCGGAGCAUAGAGAAAACGGUCUUGGAUGCUGAGGCACUGAUCAAAGAGAUGCGGAUGGAGAGAAAUGAUGUGGAAAAUACCCUCAACACUAGUCUUUCCGAGAUUCAGGCCCAGCUUGAGGAAUGA
Aspergillus ochraceoroseus IBT 24754 is the source of this 2076-nucleotide messenger RNA. RefSeq lists its product as uncharacterized. The annotation marks the transcript as partial. NCBI's taxonomy places the organism in Eukaryota, Fungi, Ascomycota, Eurotiomycetes, Eurotiales, Aspergillaceae. The transcript is spliced from 2 exons. The record is from RefSeq and is a predicted model, not a curated record.